AUGGUGAUUGCAUCAUCUUUCAUGGUUAACGAGUCAACUGACUGGAUUUUGAGGCAACCAGAGAUACUAGCAGUUGCAUAUUCUGGAACUAUUGCAUCUGCUCUUAACUAUGGAAUCAUUACAUGGAGCAAUAAGAUCUUGGGGCCAGCUUUGGUUUCCCUUUAUAAUCCGCUUCAACCUGCAUUUUCUGCCUUCCUGUCCCAAAUUUUCCUUGGCACUCCAAUUUACUUGGGAAGCAUCCUAGGGGGAUCUUUGAUCGUUGCUGGUCUCUAUAUAGUUACUUGGGCAUCCUAUAGAGAGAAACAAAAAACUUUUGUAGUUACUCCUAAUGGCUCUUGGAUCUCUGAACCACUUAUUCAUGAAAAAGGUGAAUAUCAGAAUUCAGGAUCCUCCAAUUCACUAUCAAAGCCAAGCUCAUCAAAUGAAUGGUUGAAUGACAAUGUGCCUGGCUUCGGAACUAAGCAUUGCGGUUGGUUUUGGCAUCACUGUUUCAACGAUCGAACUAACCCAACAACCCCAUUUGGUGUUUUAGAGGGUGUCGGAGUUGUUGUAGAGAGUGGAUUCAUUCCAAUGGGAGCAGCUGGAGUUGGAGUGGGUGUGGGGGGUGACAUAUGGAAGGCCCAUACGGCCAUGGCGAUGGUGCAGCUUUUCAAUGGCAUCUACCAUGUCAUCACCAAAGUGGCCCUUAAUGUUGGCGUCAACCAAUUAGUCUUCUGUGUCUUUCGCGAUGCCAUUGCUCUUUCAAUCCUCGCACCCCUUGCUUAUAUUCGUGAAAAACGGAUUCGACCACCCACUACUAAGAACCUCCUGGUUUCAUUCUUCUUUCUUGGAUUAACUGGGAUAUUUGGCAACCAGCUUUUGUUUCUUAUUGGUUUAAGCUAUACUAAUCCAUCUUAUGCGGCUGCCAUACAACCGGCCAUUCCGGUCUUUACCUUUAUGUUGGCUGUAAUGAUGGGUACAGAAAGAGUAAACCUAGCCAGAUAUGAUGGUCUGGCAAAAGUUGGAGGAACCAUCAUCUGUGUUUCUGGUGCCAUAUUAAUGGUUUUGUAUCGUGGUCCAGCUUUGAUAGGACAUGCUCCAAUCGAUCAUGGUACACAAAAUGAAAUAAGUGCCAAAGGACAGCCAGAGCCAACUGGAUGGUUAAUUGGUGCUUUACAAGCUAUCGGGUUUGACCGUUUUCAUCUUGGGGUUCUGUGCUUGAUUGGGAACUGCAUUUGUAUGGCUGCGUUUCUAGCCAUUCAGGCACCAGUAUUAAAAAAAUAUCCAGCAAACAUAUCUGUCACAGCAUAUUCAUACUUAUUCGGAACUUUACUGAUGGUCACGGUGUCAUCAUUCGUGAAUACCGAGUCAAGUGACUGGAGUUUGGCAUCAUCAGAAGUACUUGCUGUUAUUUAUGCUGGAACUGUUGCAUCUGCACUUAACUAUGGACUCAUUACAUGGUGCAACAAAAUCUUGGGGCCAGCCAUGGUUUCCAUUUACAAUCCGCUUCAACCUGCGUUUUCAGCCAUCCUGUCACAAAUUUUCCUUGGAAGUCCAAUUUACUUGGGAAGCAUCAUAGGAGGAUCUUUUAUCAUUACUGGUCUAUAUUUGGUUACUUGGGCAUCUUUUAAAGAAAAACAAGCAAAUCUUGGAGGUGGAGUUGCUGCUCAUGCCUCUUGGGUCUCUGAACCACUUGUUCACGACAGAAGUCCACUCCAGAAAGGUCACCCAUUUUCGGGGUCCUCCACCGCUUCCCCAAAAGCAUUAUCAGAUUAA
This is a messenger RNA of Sphenostylis stenocarpa, 1755 nucleotides long. The record is from the annotation of a GenBank genome assembly. Lineage: Eukaryota; Viridiplantae; Streptophyta; Magnoliopsida; Fabales; Fabaceae.